Armigeres subalbatus is the source of this 1116-nucleotide messenger RNA. RefSeq lists its product as uncharacterized. The coding region runs from base 25 to 687 and encodes 220 amino acids. Lineage: Eukaryota; Metazoa; Arthropoda; Insecta; Diptera; Culicidae. The record is from RefSeq and is a predicted model, not a curated record. The transcript is spliced from 3 exons.
CUUUGCUCGGGUAUUGGAUCUGCUAUGAUUACGAAAUACCAUACAAGAAGGCAGAAGUGGACCACUUCACGCGAUUUUCUGCGGCUGAUGUCGGAUCAACUGGAUGAUGGAAUACAUACGAGUAAACAAAAAUCAUGCGGGGAAAACCCCCAUUUCAGCAGUAUGGCAGACAUCCGAAGCAACGGCAGGCGGCAGGGACCGGUGGUCAAGUUCAGCAAGCAACGAUCGUCGUCUGUGGUGUUGGAACCAGUGCGAGUCCGACCGUGGCAACACUUGUGCAAGCCUCAUCAAUACAGGCCGGACGCGCCCAGCCUGUGGUCUCGACCCCAGCCCGAGUCAGCAGCAAAUUGUGAAGGCCAUAGUCGCAAGCCCUUUAAAUCAGAACAUUAUCACCCAGCAACAUCAUCCAAACAGGCAGUACAAGUGCAAUCAGUCGGGCAGAAGGUCUCAGUUGCUACGGUUAGUACCUGGUUAGUACUAGUUAGUUGCGCAGCCGGCAUCUAUUGCCGCUGGUGGACAAAUCGUGCUGGGGAAGACCAGUGUCGGACGGUUCUUUCCGGUGUCAGUGUCACAACAGGCCAACCAACGACAGACCGUUCAAGUUGUGACCGCAACUUCGGCUGCACAAGCAAAUGCAGCUGGCAACAUCCGAGCCCAUGUUCCUACUCAGAACAUCGGGAACAUUAAGGUGGCCGCCGGAGCGACUUCAGCUCAGCAACAGCAGGCUAUUCUGACUGAAUUUCAAAAUCAGCAGCGCUCAACUGCAAGCUCAGUGCGAUUGCAAACGUCCAGCGGAUCAUUAGCGAUGGUAGCGGAGGCACCCGCUACCAGUGCAGCCGAGCUGCAGCAACAGACGAAACAAGUUGUUACAGCUGGUAUAUCUCAGGCGCAACAGCAACAAACGCAAACCGCAACCCAAGUUCUGCAAAUUCAAACAAUUUUAUCGACUCGAUCGGGUGCGAAAUGCCAUUUGAAACAAUGAGUGAUAUACAACCAGAAUCUUUAUCGAAAUGAUUUGCCAGGAGUACGCUGAAUACCAGGUCGAACGAUUAUUUUGUUUAGAACGUACGAUUAUCUCUAUCAUGAUCAGUCUCUGUGAAGUGUUAGGGUAUCAGA